Messenger RNA from Electrophorus electricus (electric eel), 2147 nucleotides. It is a transcript of the gene pusl1, whose product is annotated as pseudouridine synthase like 1. The record is from RefSeq and is a predicted model, not a curated record. Gene Ontology annotation, molecular function: RNA binding; pseudouridine synthase activity. Gene Ontology annotation, biological process: tRNA pseudouridine synthesis. Lineage: Eukaryota; Metazoa; Chordata; Actinopteri; Gymnotiformes; Gymnotidae.
UGAACUGUGAUCUGUCCACAUGUAUGGUUGGAGCUGCGUAACAUUGAGCUUCUACGUUCAUGUUGAACAUAAUGCUAAUGCAGCCGAAAACAGACUUGUUUUUAAUUUUAUUUUGCUGGGUUUGACUUAGCUAGUGGUCUCGUGGCGUUUGAUUUGACUGAUCUUCCAUUCAUGUUCUUCAGUAUCUCAAUUCUCAUUUUAUUUUAUAGCACCGUAGCGUUAAUGCUUCAGGUUAAUUAAAAAACCAAACAAAACAAAAGAUCAUGCAACAAAGCGGUACUCGCUAUCUCAUCUUUUUUCAGUACAUCGGGUCCAAAUACAGUGGUGUGAUGAAGGCUCCGUCCCACCAGCCAGUGGAGGGUGUCCAGAAUUACUUGGAGAAUGCAGUGGGAAAGCUGAAGCCUCUGAAUGGACCGUCGGUGUCUAUUUCCAGUCGAACCGACACGGGUGUGCAUGCGCUAUCCAACUCUGCACAUCUAGACAUUGUGCGGAAGGAAGGCAAGCCUCCUUUCACGGAACAACUACUGAUAGAUGCCUUAAACUUCCAUUUACAGCCAGAACCCAUCAGAAUCACGAGAGCUUACCGUGUGCGGGGAGACUUCCACGCACGCUAUCGUGCCGUGUCAAGAACCUACAUCUACCGCUUGGCCACAGGGGUUCAACAUCACACGGAGCUACCCGUAACGGAGAAGGAUUUAUGCUGGGCGUUAGGAAACACGGAGCUGAACGCGGAUGCCAUGCGGGAGGCCGGCGCCAUGCUGUCGGGCACGCACGAUUUCAGUACCUUCCGCGCCAUGAGCACCGAUGCCCCCUACAGGAACCCUGUGAAGACGCUGGAACUGGUGCAGGUGCAGCCAGGCCUCUCGUUCAGCCAGCGGCACUUCCACAGAGACCUUCAGUUUUGGGAGCUCACUUUUAAAAGUAGGUCCUUUUUAUACAAACAAGUACGAAGGAUGACUGGGGCGUUGGUUGCAGUUGGCCGGGGUAAACUGUCAAUCAGUCAGCUGCAGGAGCUGUUGGACAUUCGUGACUCUAAGGCCUACCCACAGAACACAGCAGCGCCGCCCUGCGGCCUCUUCCUGACCGACGUGGAGUACGAUGACGCCGAUCUGAUGUCGUAAAGCUAAAUAACAGAACCUGACUGGGAAGCAAACCCAUGCAAACAGGAACAUGUAAACAUGUCUGGGGAUGGUCAAAUACCUUUGACCCUUUACUACUUACUUAUGAUUAAAUGUAUAUCAUAGUAAAUGUCAGGCAGUCACUUAAUUACAGAGACUUGUAUAUUCCUGCAUAUUAAAAAAAGUCACUUGCUAAAAGAUGAGUAUUUGAGUUUUAUUCUAACAUAUCAUUCAGACAUGUCACCACACACAAUCCUGUGUUACUGUAUUCCUCUGAACUGGUCACUAUGUAACUGCUAACAGGAAGCAUACAACAUAUAAUUCAUAAUACAUUCAGUGCAACAACCAGGCAUCCGCUCUCCCACUCAAGACUGUUUUGUUUUGUUUUUGUGUGUGUGUGUGGUUGGUUUUUUGUCAUUUAACAUUCAGCUGAGGUCAGGUCGAACUUGGAAAUAGGACGGCAUUUUCAUAAUUAAUAAGAUUAAUUGGCUAAAGAUGCUUGGGUGUCUCUUGAAAGCCAAUUGCAACUGCACCACCAUGGCUAACGAGAGAGCUAAAAUAAUCUCAAAAGGUUUGAGCUGAAGAGACUUUGACCGCAACGGGAGGUCUCGCACUACAGGAAAACAACCUUCUCGGCCAUAAUCAGACAGACAGAUCUCAUCCUUGAAGUAUAGACGCAUGGAAUCAGACCCUUUUUGUUGUUGUUGGGAGCGCUUUUGUAUACUCCCCAAAAAAAGGCUCACAAGCUGCUUGUGUAAACACAUCUGAUCAGGAAAAACAUUAAAAACCCUCAUCAGAUUUAAAACAUUGAAGUGCAACAUCCAAACAAAGAUUACAUGUAGGCAAAGGCUCAUGGGAAUGUUUUUCCAAAUAGCAGCUAGUUUUACUAAGGGUUGACAUGCCUGUCAAAUUUUAUUUGUUUAAUUCUUUUUGGUAAAACUACUCAAAUAUUUUUAAAGGCAACAUCAGAAAAGGACUCGGCUUGGACAAAGUAACAGCAACUUAAUGAAAGCAUAAGUUAUCAAUUAU